Molecule: messenger RNA, 1858 nt
Organism: Sipha flava (yellow sugarcane aphid)
Lineage: Eukaryota; Metazoa; Arthropoda; Insecta; Hemiptera; Aphididae
Gene: CCDC151
Product: coiled-coil domain-containing protein 186
Exons: 10
Coding region: 114-1697 (527 amino acids)
Biological process (GO): cilium movement; outer dynein arm assembly
Cellular component (GO): cilium
Source: RefSeq, a predicted model, not a curated record
AUUUAAGCGUUUAGAUCGCACAGUCACCAGUGAAUAAUAGACCAUAGUUGUAUAGUUAUUAUUAUAAUAAAAGUUAAAAAAAAAAAAUUAGCAAAUAAAAAAACAUUAUAAUUAUGCCGAGUAAACGUUAUAAAUCUUCAGUACCUACUGAAGAGCUAAAUAAAAAUAUAAAUGAGUUUAAAAAAAAAAUUCAACUUUCUGAGGGUCAAAAAAAAGCGCAAUAUGAAGAAUGUGAAGAAGAAAGGAAGAAAAACAACGAAAAGAUUCAAGUAUUAAAAAACGAUAUCAGAGAAUUGUAUCGAAUAAAAAGACAAGAAUCGACGUGCGUAGACGCGUUACCAGAUACGAAAAAGGAUGAAAAAAUCGCGGUUUUAAAGAGGAAAAAAUAUCGCGAAGCGUUAGAUAUUUUGGAUAUGAAACUGAUCGACACGAAGAAAAAAACAGAUCUAAUUAGACAUGAUAUCAAACAGAAAAGGAUCAAGUUGAACGACUUGUUCAGCAAAUGGAGUGACAUGCGAUCAAUGAUCACAUCUACUCUAGACAAGGAUUUGAAUACGGCAAAAACGCUUUCGGUGCUUGAAAAUCGAUCGCAUCAAAUAGAGAUGAGCCGAAUGGAAGCAUCGCAUGUGACGCGCAAAUAUAGAUCAAUCAGGAAUCGGCUGUUGGAAGAUUCGGUAGUAUUCGAGUCUACGCUGAAUAAAUUAGAAAAAACAAUUAAGAUACAGCAAUGUGAAAUCCAACGGCUAGAAAAAAUCAACGAAGAAGCAAUUAAGUCGAGAGACAAAACUCGAUUAGUUUUACAGAAAAAAAAAACGAAUGCGGCUAAUAUAGCCAAAUUUCGUAUAAGACAAGUAGAACAAAUCAGAGCUCAAGUGGAAGAAAGAAAAACGGAACUGGAAAAAUUGGAACGAAAAAUAUUUCCUCCGGGACAGCGACCUAUACAUCAAGAUUCGAUUCCGAGUUCUUCGGAAGAACAGCGAUUGGGAGAUAACGGAUCAUCGGACAGUCAAGAAAUUUCUGACACACCAUACUUCAAACUAAAACAAGUCACUGGCUCCAUUGACAGUGAAGACGUACGAAAAAAGUUUGUAUCGCAGAAAGAGACUAAAGAUAGACUUACUACUUUAAAAACCACUACAGAAACACAAAAAAAAGAACUACAACUCAAAUGCCAACAGCUUAAUGAAGAAUUUGAACAAUGUCGGUUUUCUGACGCUCAAGACAAAGAACAAAACGACGAAGAAAUUGAAACUCUCAAACAAAAAAUAAUCGAGGAUACGGAAAAACUUACACGUUUACAAAAAGAUAGGACUGAAUUGUCCGGUCAGAUUAACUUGACCUUAUCCAGACUAUAUGAUUUGUGCAUUAAAUUAAAAGAAGCGGAUAACGCUCCGGUGCCGGACAAAUGUCCAAGUAUCGAAAAAGCUGACUGGUUGAUAUGCCUUUUACAAACCAAAUACGAAAAAGUGAUUAGAAAUGCCGGAGUAGUUGAUAAAAACCAACGUAAUUCAAAUGAAAAGGAUGUGGCGACGCUGUGGUCAUUGGAAGACAGUGUUGUGGAAUCGGCGAAUAAGGACGAAGAAGAAAAACCCGUUCCAAAUAGAUAUUUGAUCAAAAAACAAGCGCAAAUAAUGGUCGACUCUAAAAGUAAGAAAAAAGGGAUGAAAUCACCAAGAGGUGCAACACAAAGAGUUUGAUCGACGACCAAUGUUAGACAAAUUAAUAACUUAGAUUAUUCUCGUACAGUCGAAUAUAUUUUAGAUUCUUAGAAAAAUAUAUUUCGGUACCUAUGGUUUUUUUUUACGUAUAACAUAACAUUUUAUAAAAAAAUAAUAAAUAGACGCAAGAGUUUUAUAUU